Molecule: messenger RNA, 1523 nt
Organism: Nyctereutes procyonoides (raccoon dog)
Lineage: Eukaryota; Metazoa; Chordata; Mammalia; Carnivora; Canidae
Gene: STAP2
Product: signal transducing adaptor family member 2
Exons: 13
Coding region: 216-1430 (404 amino acids)
Molecular function (GO): signaling adaptor activity
Source: RefSeq, a predicted model, not a curated record
GCCUCCUGGUGGCUUCCUCUUCCGUGACUCCAGCAGGCUUCCCAGACUUCUGGGGGAGACCAGAGAGGCUGGGAUUCCCGGAGGACAAGCCCGCCCCAGCACCCACCCAGAGCUGGCAGACAGAAGAGGAAAUUCCCCUGGAACCUGUUUCUCUGCUUCCCCGCCCAGCUGGGGCACCCACUGGAGGGAGAGGCCAGGCCAAAGCCCCGGCCACCAUGGCCUCAGCCCUAAGCCCACCCCGGGUCCCCAAAGCCAAGGGUGCUCUACCCUCACACUACUAUGAGAGCUUUCUGGAGAAGAAGGGACCUCAUGACCAGGAUUACAAGAAGUUCUGGGCGGGCCUGCAGGGCUGCACUCUCUAUUUCUAUAAUAGCAAUCGGGACUCGCAGCACGUGGAGAAGCUGGGCCUUGGAGCAUUUGUGAGGCUCAGCGAUGAGGUGCCCGGCGGAAGCCCCAGAGACCCCGGUAUCUAUUUCAACCUGGUCCUCUGGAACCAAGAGAUCAAGUUCAAGGUGGAGAGCCUGGAGUCUCGGGAGUUGUGGAAAGGCUUCAUCCUGACGGUGGUCGAGCUGCGUGUCCCGUCCAACCUGACCCUGCUGCCCGGACACCUGUACAUGAUGGCCGAGGCCCUGGCCAAAGAGGAGGCCCGCCGAGCGCUCGAGGUGCCCCCCUGCUUCCUGAGGGUGAGCCGGCUGGAGGCGCAGCUGCUCCUGGAGCGCUACCCCGAGUGCGGGAACCUGCUGCUGCGGCCCAGCAGCGACGGCGCAGACGACGUGUCGGUCACCACACGCCAGACGCUCCACGGGACGCCGGUGUUCCGGCAUUACAAGGUGAAGCGUGACGGCUCCAAAUACGUGAUCGACGUGGAGGAUCCGCUCUCGUGUGCCUCGCUGGAUGCGGUGGUCAACUAUUUCGUAUCGAACAGCAAUAGGAGGCUGGUGCCCUUCCGGCUGGACGAGGACUACGAGAAGGUGCUAGGCCACGUGGAGGCGGAUAAAGAGAACGGCGAGAGUGUGUGGGUGGCGAGCUCGGCCCCCGUGGCCCCAGGCCCAGGGCCUGCACCCGCCUCGGGUGGCCGCAAGCAGCUGCCUCCCGUGCCCAUCACACCUCCGCCAAGCCAGGACAAGCCACCCCUACUUCUGAACCAGAACGAGAACUACGUGAUCCCCAUUGCAGACGUCCCAGCUGCUGACUACAAGAAUGAGGAUGUGCCUUCCCCCAGCUGGCAGGUUGUCCCGAAGCCCAGGAAGCUGGCAAAGUCUCUAAAGCCGCCCAUCGCGCCCAAGCCAGAGCCCAAAGGUGUCAACAGUGGCCUGGCCAAGAAGCUGGCAGUCGGCUCAGUGCAGGCCUUAUUCCCCACAACAGGGUUGGCAGAUUUGACGGCAGAGCUGGAAGAGAAACUGCAGAGGAGGCGGGCGCUGGAGCACUAAGCUGGACGUGCUGGGGAUCAGUGAGCCGGUCUCGGGGUGUGCAAGUCAGCCAGACAGACAGCUCCUCCCAGAAUAAAAGCUCAAGUGACCUGA